CUGCGAUCGGUCCGAGGCCGAGAGUCGUUUUCCUCAUAGAAGACGCUCUGGGAACUACCCAUCACCUGCGAAUCGUUUGAGUCUUAAGCCCCUUCACUUACUAAUUCAUUCAUUCCUGAGACAAUCCGGCUCGGUUGUGAACGGGUUUGGCUGAGCCUCAGACGGGUGUUGUGGUCCUGUUGCCUGUGUCACAGAUUAAACCUUUCCCCUUGCCCCCACGGGCAGCCAAACCCAGCUGCACACGCAGAGCUCUUCCCCCCCUGUGUUUGGAAAGGGGGUGAAGUGCCUCUGCCCGCGGGGGAGGGGUGCUGGUGCUUGGGACAUCACCAUUUACCACCUGUUUCUCUCUGUAGAGCCCACAGCUUGCCCUGAGAGCGCCUUGCUUUCCUUGCAGGCUGCAGCAAGCUGAUGUUGAAGCCGCAGACGACGGCAGAGGUGUCGCAGAUUCUCAGGUACUGCCAUGAGAGGAACCUGGCAGUGAACCCUCAGGGGGGCAACACGGGCCUUGUUGGGGGCAGCGUUCCUGUCUUUGAUGAGAUCAUUCUCUCCACUCUUCUCAUGAACAAGAUCAUCAGCUUUGACAAGGUGUCUGGGAUCCUCGUGUGCCAAGCUGGCUGCAUCUUGGAGAGGCUGAGUGAGUGCCUGGAGGAGCAGGGCUUUGUCAUGCCUCUGGACCUGGGGGCCAAGGGCAGCUGCCACAUCGGGGGCAACGUGGCCACGAACGCGGGCGGGCUGCGGCUGCUGAGGUACGGCUCGCUGCGAGGGACAGUGCUGGGGCUGGAAGUGGUGCUGGCUGAUGGCUCUGUCCUGGACUGCCUGGCCUCGCUGCGCAAGGACAACACGGGCUACGACCUGAAGCAGCUCUUCAUCGGCUCCGAGGGCACCUUGGGAGUGAUCACUGCUGUCUCCAUCCUCUGCCCUCAGAAACCCAAGGCUGUGAAUGUGGCAUUCCUCGGGUGUCAGAGCUUUGCCAAGGUGCUGGAGACAUUCACAGUGGGCAGAGCCAUGCUGGGGGAGAUCCUGUCUGCCUUCGAGUUCAUGGAUGAGAAGUGCAUGGAACUGGUUCAGAGAUACCUCAAGUUGUCCAGCCCAGUGGCAGGCAGCCCUUUUUAUGUGUUGAUUGAAACUUCAGGCUCCAACUCGACCCAUGAUGAAGAGAAACUGAGCAACUUCCUAGAAGAGGCCACAGCUUCUGGUCUGGCCACUGAUGGAACUGUGGCAACAGAUGAGAGGAGGAUAAAGGAGCUGUGGGCGCUGCGGGAGCGGAUCACUGAGGCCCUGAUGCACGAGGGCUGCGUCUACAAGUACGACGUGGCCCUGCCCCUGGGGAGACUCUACGAGCUGGUCACGGCCGCCAGGGCUCGGCUGGGCCCCGGUGCCAGCAGCGUGCUGGGCUAUGGUCACCUGGGAGACGGGAACUUGCACCUGAAUAUCACGGCCGAGUCGUACAGCCGCGCCCUGCAGGAUGCCAUCGAGCCCUUCGUGUACGAGUGGACCGCGAGCUGCGGCGGCAGCGUCAGCGCCGAGCACGGGCUGGGCUUCAAGAAGAAGCAGUUCAUGCACUACAGCAAGCCCCAGCAGGCAAUCUCUGUCAUGCGGCGCUUCAAGGCCAUGUUUGACCCCAAAGGCAUCCUCAACCCCUACAAGACGCUGCCCUCCAGCCCCUGAGAGCUGCACGGGCUGGGACAGCAGCAGGGCCGGCGUCUGCCCCGGCAGCGGCACCUCAGAGGCACGAGCAAAGCCCGGCCCAGGCUGACGCUGUGGGAUGGGAAAGCCCUGGGGGGGAUCAACUGGGCCAAAAGUGAAGCUGCAGUUGAUUGAGAGGAGUUGUCUGAAUGUAACAGUGUUCCCUAAGUCAGCAUCAGCCUGACAGCACUGAUGACACCCGGCUACAGACAAGAUACUGGAGCUGAAGAGCAGUGACCAUGCUGGUGCACAAGUGCAGGUGAGAGGAUGCUACAUCUGCCUGAGUGCAAAGGGCUGCUGCUGAGCCAGGGGCAGGAGCUCUCUGAGGACAGAGGAAGGGACAAAACGACCACAGACUGAGAUGCUGCUGUUGGACCAAGCCCCCGCAAGGCAGGAGGGAGCUGGGAGCCGGGUGUCACGGCCCAGCGAUUGAUUUCUUGGUUCAGGUCUGUUCCAGCUCCAGCUGUAAUAAAGCCACUUUGUGCACAACCUCAAA
This is a messenger RNA of Colius striatus (speckled mousebird), 2182 nucleotides long. It is a transcript of the gene D2HGDH, whose product is annotated as D-2-hydroxyglutarate dehydrogenase. The coding region runs from base 409 to 1668 and encodes 419 amino acids. Gene Ontology annotation, molecular function: FAD binding; catalytic activity. Gene Ontology annotation, cellular component: mitochondrion. Lineage: Eukaryota; Metazoa; Chordata; Aves; Coliiformes; Coliidae. The transcript has 9 exons. The record is from RefSeq and is a predicted model, not a curated record.